AUGAACGCUAGCACUGAAGCUAAGUAUCCUCUUCAUGAGGCUGCUCGAGAGGGAAAAAUCUCCACGGCCGAAUCUCUCUUAAGCGCAAAUCCCAAGCUCGCUGCCACCAAAGAUGACGAUGAGCGUCUUCCCAUCCACUGGGCUGUAGCCUACAACCACCUGCCGAUUGUGGAGCUUCUCAUCUCGAACAAGCACUUUGACCCCGACGUCGAGGAUGGAUCCGGCUGGACUCCCUUGAUGAUUGCAGCUAGCUUGAAAAACGCCGAAGGAGAUCCCAUAAUUGAUCUCCUGCUGAAGAAAGGUGCAGAUGUCAGCGUUAAGAGCUCGUCCGGACAGAACGCCCUUCACUUUGCGACCUCCAAAGCCAACCUCUCCACUGUCCGCACACUGAUUGCCAACAAAUGCAGCGCUCGGGUCAAGGAUAGACGCGGCCAGCUCGCGCUUCAUCGGGCUGCGGCUAUCGGUUCCACGCCCAUUAUCAAAGUCUUACUCGAGGAUGGCAAGAGUCCUGUCAAUGCGACCGAUAUCGACGGGCUGACGGCGUUGCAUCAUGCGAUCUCGGAGGGACACGGCGAUGCGGCGAUCACGCUACUCAAGGCCGGUGCGGAGGCAGACAAGAGAGAUUCCAGCGGGAUGCUGGCAAUCGAUAUGGCACCGGAUAACAAGGUCCGAAGCUACAUUUUACAAACGGCUGAGAGAGAGGGGAUUGAUUUAUAGGGUUGCGGACUAAAGAUGCGGUGGGGUUUAAAAAAUGUCCGAGACCAACAGAUCCUCAAUAAAUAAUUAGACUGGAUACCCGGAGUCUUUUCCAGGCUCAAGACUGUUUCAAUGAUUCUUUUCAACAAGCAGACAUGCAUCACAUAACAUCGUCUAGAGUGAUCUAGCCCGGAGAAAAGACUCUAUGUACAAAGGGAAAGAUCUCAGCAGUAAAACAGGGCGGGGUACAUAGAGACAAUAGCCUCAUUUCAUCGUACUGUCGACCAACUCGCGGUAAAUCUUCUUGAGAUCGGCAAUAUCUGCCUCCAAUUCCUCCACCUGCUCGCUCUUUUCUCCCAGCAUUUCGAGGGUUGUCUGGUACCGCUGGUCGAGCUCAUCAAGCCGCUGUUCAAGCUCGUGCACACGUGUAUCAGAAGUUCG
This is a messenger RNA of Aspergillus brunneoviolaceus CBS 621.78, 1137 nucleotides long. RefSeq names its product ankyrin repeat domain-containing protein. The coding region runs from base 1 to 717 and encodes 238 amino acids. Gene Ontology annotation, cellular component: cytoplasm; nucleus. Lineage: Eukaryota; Fungi; Ascomycota; Eurotiomycetes; Eurotiales; Aspergillaceae. The transcript is spliced from 6 exons. Gene Ontology annotation, molecular function: protein binding. The record is from RefSeq and is a predicted model, not a curated record.